UGUGAAAAUAGAAUUCCAAUUCUCUUCGGAUUGCGCUCUGAGAUUUUAGGUGCUUCUAAACUGAACUAUUGCGUGAGAGAAACAGAUAAGGAAAUGUCGAAAGUAGAGUGGGAUGGGAACGCAGAAACUUAUGAUGAUCCAGACGAGAGGAGGGUUCUCCUUCAGGCGUUGGACUCUUUCUAUCAAUACUCAAAAACUGCACAUUACAACACGACUCAUCUUCGGAGGCAGUCGUUUUACGCCUUGCCACAGGCGCAUAGCGAAUUGUUAGCAGCUCCGCCAUUCUCAUAUCUUGACACCCUCAAUGCCGUAGAUGAUGGGAUAGACAAGAAUUCAGAGCUAGCCUUAGCCAUCCUAUCCUCGGGGCUUCAAGCCUUUGGAAUUCCACAUCCAAACACGGGCGACAGCAAAGACUCCGAAUGGUUUGGCAUGGCAACCGCUAAUGACCUAGAAAAAGCAAGAAGCACUCUGCGGCAAUUCUAUCGAGAUUGGUCCGAGGAAGGGGCUGCUGAACGAGAGGCAUGCAAUGGUCCAGUGAUCAAGGCUCUUCAGAAAGAACGUUCGGUUCGCUCUGGGUCAUCCAUGCGUGUUCUGGUCCCAGGAGCGGGGCUUGGUAGACUUGUAUUCGACCUCUGCUGUGCAGGAUUUGACGCCGAGGGGAAUGAAAUUAGCUAUCAUCAGCUUCUUGCCAGUUCCUAUAUCCUAAAUAUCUGUCCGAAAGCCAAAGAACACACUCUGUUUCCUUGGGUGCAUUCGUUCUCAAAUCACAGAAAUCGUGCAAAUCAUCUCAAAUCAGUUCUCGUGCCUGAUGUACAUCCUGCAACCACUUUAGGCGGGGUCGAACAUCCUGGAGAGAUGAGUAUGAGUGCAUCGGACUUCUUAUGCUUAUAUGGCAAUGAGGAACAUCGAGAUACUUUCGACGCCGUGGCCACGGUCUUCUUCCUCGAUACAGCCCCAAACAUCAUACGGUAUAUCGAGACAAUUCGAAAUUGUCUCCGAACAGGCGGGUUACUGAUUAACGUGGGACCAUUACUUUGGCAUUUCGAGAACAACGCCCCAGGCUCGCACGGCCGUGAAACAGACUCAUCGGCGCAAGACGGUAACAGGGGAAUCGCAGAGCCUGGAAGUGUAGAGCUCACCGACGACGAAGUGGUGGCAUUGGUGGAAAAAUUGGGCUUCGUUGUUGAAAAGAGGGAAUCGGGAAUUUCCGCACCGUACAUACAAGAUGCAGAGAGUAUGCUGCAAAAUACUUACAAAGCUAGUCACUGGAUAGCAAGGAAAAAAUGAUUUAAAAGCUACUGCUGGUCAUAUACCAAAGCAGUUUGAGUUCCAUGUCUUGGUAUCAUCUCGUCAAAGCUUUGCCUUUUCAGCGUCGCCCUCUCUCGUAGCAUCAGCCAUGCCUCCGCGAGACCACACUUCGCCACCAUCAACAGUGAUUGUUGCUCCGUUAAUAUGAGAACCUGCUCUACUAGAAAGGAAGACCACGAGUCCUGCAAUGUCCUCCGGCUUGCCUAAUCUUUUAUUCGGGU
Molecule: messenger RNA, 1529 nt
Organism: Amorphotheca resinae ATCC 22711
Lineage: Eukaryota; Fungi; Ascomycota; Leotiomycetes; Helotiales; Amorphothecaceae
Exons: 3
Coding region: 94-1287 (397 amino acids)
Molecular function (GO): S-adenosylmethionine-dependent methyltransferase activity
Source: RefSeq, a predicted model, not a curated record